Molecule: messenger RNA, 2284 nt
Organism: Medioppia subpectinata
Lineage: Eukaryota; Metazoa; Arthropoda; Arachnida; Sarcoptiformes; Oppiidae
Source: the annotation of a GenBank genome assembly
AGUGUUUUGAACGACGCGUUUGAAUGCCAUUUCAUAGACCACUGAUUGUCUCAUAACAAACACAUUGACAAUGGAUUUGUUGUCUUCUCGUGAAUGCAUAGAAUCGGUGGACAAAUUGCGGACAAUCCGUCCGUUCACUGAAAGCCAGUUAUUAACGCUUUAUAACAACAAUCAGUUGGAGACUAACAACUCAUUCAUUGAACACUUCAUUCAGCAAAAUCUUCGCAACGAAAGCAACCGAUUAUAUGAACUGUUGGUUGAAUUAGAGAAAUGUCGGGAAAGACAUAACGACAGCAACAAUAAAGUGGAAGAAUUGAAGAAUAAUUGCGAUUCCCUUCAGGAGAAGGCCUGGUAUUUGAAGCCCAAGUCUAUAAAGAACUGCCUGCUUGGCCACGAGGCUACCUGCGUGACACCUUCGCCAGAUAAUACUCUUCUUUGGCUCAAAGAAUGCAUUUCUAAUGACAAUUGUAUUAACUAUUAUUUGUCUCAAUUCGUUCGCCUCGACGUCGAGAACUUCAUGACAGAUUCGGCAGAAUUUAUAUCUAUGUCUACACUCGACGAUCAGUUGUUUUUAUUGAAUCAUGUGUUGAGAUGUGCGGCCGGCUCUUCGGUGUGGUCCACAUGUCUGAUCCAAUGCCCGAAUCCUAUGGCAACAUCAGAUCCAGAGCUGGCCAACCAAUUGCGCGAAAAGUUUAUCGGAAUUACAAAGAGUGACAAAAAGAGUAUCACUAAUAACGACGAGACUUGGCUUUUAGUUGAUCCCGAUAUGAGUGGCGAAGAUGUGACCAACAGUUACCUUCAAAUCACCGAAUUAGAUGUGAUCCGUUUCUUAAAACAGGUCCCAUUCAAUGAUGUCUUAAAAUUUGUGUCAAUGAACAAAAGCUCAAAUGAGCUCACCGCUUAUAUCAGUUCAAUGAUUAGACGAACAGUUUUAGCGGUUUCUGAUCUAUGGGUGAGCUGUAAGAAUGAGUUCAUGUCUGGCGAUCAGGCGAUGAUUCUUCGACUACAAGUAGAAUUCGAUCACUUUAUGUUGCGGUCAAUGAUUGCCAUUUUGACGACCAAUAGACAGGGCGUCUGGACUUUCCUAUCGGUGUUUCCAUUCGACGGCGUGUCUGAGUCGAUGAUGUGGCACAUCCUUUGGGUCGUCUAUAACAAUGGUAGGGAUGAGUUGGACGAGUUGGGAGUUACUGGAAGAAUAAGUUCCNAGGAGAAGGCCUGGUAUUUGAAGCCCAAGUCUAUAAUCCGGACGAACCGGUGCUCCGAUGGACGCACUGUGGAAGCGGUCCAUAAAUAUAACGAAUCUAUUCUUAACAAAGAGAAUGUCAAACAAUUGGAUAAUACUCUUCUUUGGCUCAAAGAAUGCAUUUCUAAUGACAACUGUAUUAACUAUUAUUUGUCUCAAUUCGUUCGCCUCGACGUCGAGAACUUCAUGACAGAUGUUAUCAAUGAUAAAGAUUUGGCCCACAAAUCAAAGCAAUUACGAAAUGCCAUUUCAGACCUCUUCUCAUACCAAAGAAGGUGUCUUAUUAUGCGCGACAAAGAACUCAAUAAAUUGACUCUCAAUUGGCUCUUAAAUAUUUCGGCGGAAUUUAUAUCUAUGUCUACACUCGACGAUCAAUUGUUUUUAUUGAAUCAUGUGUUGAGAUGUGCGGCCGGCUCUUCUGUGUGGUCCACAUGUCUGAUCCAAUGCCCGAAUCCAAUGGAAACAUCUGAUCCAGAGCUGGCCAACCAAUUGCGCGAAAAGUUUAUCGGAAUUACAAAGAGUGACAAAAAGAGUAUCACUAAUAACGACGAGACUUGGCUUUUAGUUGAUCCCGAUAUGAGUGGCGAAGAUGUGACCAACAGUUACCUUCAAAUCACCGAAUUAGAUGUGAUCCGUUUCUUAAAACAGGUCCCAUUCAAUGAUCUCAAAUGGUUUGAUACAGCGAUCAUAAUGACCAACAGUUACCUUCAAAUCACCGAAUUAGAUGUGAUCCGUUUCUUAAAACAGGUCCCAUUCAAUGAUGUCUUAAAAUUUGUGUCAAUGAACAAAAGCUCAAAUGAGCUCACCGCUUAUAUCAGUUCAAUGAUUAGACGAACAGUUUUAGCUGUUUCUGAUCUAUGGGUGAGCUGUAAGAAUGAGUUCAUGUCUGGCGAUCAGGCGAUGAUUCUUCGACUACAAGUAGAAUUCGAUCACUUUAUGUUGCGGUCAAUGAUUGCCAUUUUGACGACCAAUAAUGACCAACAGUUACCUUCAAAUCACCGAAUUAGAUGUGAUCCGUUUCUUAAAACAGGUCCCAUUCAA